Molecule: messenger RNA, 948 nt
Organism: Striga hermonthica
Lineage: Eukaryota; Viridiplantae; Streptophyta; Magnoliopsida; Lamiales; Orobanchaceae
Source: the annotation of a GenBank genome assembly
AUGGCUUCAGAAUCUGAAAAAAGUAGCCACAGUCAAAGCUCAAACCCAUCUAAAGAUGUUGGUAACUCAAAAGGGAAGAAGCGGAACCCUAAUUCGAAGAACCCACAGCCACAGAAGAAAAGAAGAUUACGGGAGGCUUCAGAAGGAAAGAAGAAGAGGUCAUGGGUGUGGAGCCACUUUAAAAUUGUCCAUAAGCCACUUAUGGUUGCAAAUGAAGAGGGUGUGAAGGUGGAAGUUGGAAAAACUACCCGGGCUGAAUGUAGUGCUAGAAACGUAAGAGAGGGUCAGAAACAUUUUGCAGUGGAUUUAGAGGGUAAAGAUGUUGUUGUUACACAUUGGACACAAGAAAAUUGCACUAAUGCUGCUGUUGAAAUGAUUGUGAUUGAUGAAAUGCCAUUUUCUGCAAUUGAAAAGAGUGGUUUUAGGAGAUUUUGUGCUGUAGCUGUUCCUAAGUGGCAAAUUCCUUGUAGGAAAGUUGUGGUUAAGUCUUUCUUAACAUAUGAGUUGAAGUUGGCAUUUGAUAGGCUAGCAGAGGAGGACAGUAAAUAUAAGGGUUACUUUGAUGAAGAUGAAGAUGAUGAAAAUGAUGAGGAUGAUGUGACUGAUUUGAUAUUUGGUACUGAGGGGGCAGAGGGUGAGAAAAGAAAAAGAAAAAACAGAGGGAAAAAGAGGGCUGGGCCACCAAAUGAAGAAGACUGGUUUAACCUGGGCCGCUGGUUCGUGAAGCAGCUUCCAGAGCUGAAGGGGAGCUCAGGUAGCUCAGCCGAGCCGGGGGAGAGGAGGUCCGAUGAGAACGAAUUCAUCGGUCAGCCUGACAUGAAAGCUGCGCUCGUCGGCGUCGCUGUAAACGGCGACGGCUCGAAUUCUCAAUCUCCGGGCGGUGCGGAUAAAUCUGCACGAGAUUUCGCCUCUGUUCGCGAUCAAUAUCUUCCCGAUUCAAGCGCUUAG